AUGAGCCAGACGAGUUACAGGAACAGCCCACUGGGCAACGGUCCUUCCGUCGGUUCUGAUCAGACAGACACGCGCAAGCGUCAGAGCAAAAAGGACGAGGCGAUCCGCAAGAAGAUCGAAGCCGACCUGCAGCGCAAAGCCGGCAAGUCUGCCGCCCCAACCUCUUCACGACGCCACCGAAAGGCAUCGAGGCCUGCUGCGGUGGCUGGCACCGUCUCAGCUUUGCGGCCCCUUCCGGCAUUGACAGUGCCCCAGAGCAUCAGUGUCGCUGAUGCGAGUCAGCUGUGCGCUGCAAAGCGCACCGAUUGCGUUCUUGUGGUCGAUGAUGACGAGCACCUGGCAGGGAUCUUCACAGCUAAAGAUCUCGCAUUCAGAGUAGUAGCUGGCAACCUUGAUGCCCGCGUCACGCCAGUAUCUGCUAUCAUGACGCGCUCGCCGAUGGUCACUCGAGAUACGACGUCCGCAACAGAUGCGCUCAACACGAUGGUCACGCGAGGCUUCAGGCAUCUUCCAGUUUGCAAUGACGAGGGCGAUGUCGUUGGUCUGCUCGACAUUGCCAAGGUGUUCUACGAGGCAUUGGAGAAGCUGGAACGUGCUCAUGGAAGCAGUCAGAAGCUCUACAACGCGCUUGAGGGCGUGCAGAGCGAAUGGGGAGCAGGCGUUUCGGGGGGCGCUCAGAACCCCAUGCUUGCCUAUGUCGAAGCACUGCGUCAAAAGAUGAGCAUUCCAGACCUGACCACCAUUCUCGACUCGCGCACCUUGCCGUGCACUGUUGGGGUGCGCACCACCGUUCGAGAAGCCGCGAAGCUCAUGAAGGAGCAUCACACCACCGCCGUGUGUGUCAUGGAGAACGCUGGAGGACCAGGGCAGGGUGCGAUCGGCGGCUCAGGUGGCAUUGUCACUGGCAAGAUUGCAGGUAUCUUCACCAGCAAGGAUGUCGUUCUGCGCGUCAUUGCUGCUGGGCUCGAUCCCAAGACGUGCAGCGUGGUCCGCGUUAUGACGCCUCACCCGGACACUGCGCCUCCAAGCUUGAGCAUUCAGGAGGCUCUGCGCAAGAUGCAUGAUGGGCGCUACCUCAACUUGCCUGUUGUAGAUGUCGAGUCGCGUCUUGUUGGAGUGGUAGACGUGCUCAAGCUCACCUACGCCACCCUGGAGCAAAUCAACAGCAUGAACGAUGAGUCUGGCGGUGAAGGUGGCGGAGGACCAAUGUGGAACCGCUUCUGGAACUCCUUUGGACAGUCCACCAGCAACGUUGGUGGUGGCGCGGAAGAUACCGAGAGCGCGAUGAGCGGCAGCCACCGACUUGAAAGCCACGACCUGCCAGCCACCCCGAGCAAAUUCGACAUUAGUUCCGAUCUGCAUCCCAACGAUAGCGCCAGCGCUGUUGGUGGGCCAACGCAGCACGACGACGCCAUCUCGGGCGUCAACUUCCCGUCAGGCUUGAACCCUGCCGCAGCCGCAGAAGUAGAUGAUGGGACUUACCUAUUCAAGUUCGUCACGCCUAGCGGCAGGACACACCGUUUCCAAGCGCGCUACGACAAUUUUGACACCAUCAGGGAGAUCAUUCUUAUCAAGUUGGAGAGCGACCCCUUCUUCGAAGUAAACGUUCCUGCACAGGCAGUCACAGCUUCUGACGAUGGAGAGCAAUCCGCAGCUCCACUUGCCACUCCGAUUACUCCGCCCGAUGCCAACGAUUUCACUUUGGCCUACACUGACGAUGAGGAUGAUGUUGUGCUCAUCACAGCUGACGGGGACGUUCUGGACGCGGUUCAAGUGGCUCGCAAGCAAGGCAGGGACCGUGUGGUACUGCUUUUGCAGGGAGGCAGAGGAUGGGAAGAGGCAGCGGCUCGGGCAGGCGCUCAUGCGCAAGCCACCACCAGCUCCAACCUGAGCACUGCAGGAGCAGCUCACAAGCGCAAAGCGAGAGAAGCGGCAGAAGCUCAAUUGCAGAGCGUUCAGGAGGAAGAAGAGAGGGAAGCUGAGAUCAACGAGGUUGGCGAGAGGGCUACACCCUCGAGCAGGAAACAUAGACCCAAAAAGGAGGAGGAACUCCUUUUUGGAUUCUUGCCCAAGGACAUGGCUUUGCCUGCUGCUAUCGGCUUCCUCGGCGUCGCUGUGCUCGUCGGCGUGGUCGCUACAAGACCUCGCGGUCCACAAUACUGA
This is a messenger RNA of Ceraceosorus guamensis, 2163 nucleotides long. RefSeq names its product CBS-domain-containing protein. Lineage: Eukaryota; Fungi; Basidiomycota; Exobasidiomycetes; Ceraceosorales; Ceraceosoraceae. Bases 1 to 2163 code for a protein of 720 amino acids. The record is from RefSeq and is a predicted model, not a curated record. The transcript is spliced from 4 exons.